UCUCCCCGGCGGCCGCUGGGGACAGCCGAGAAGCCCGAGAUGGCCGAUGAGGUCGCCAAGGCUCAAGUCGCCCGGCCGGGAGGCGACACGAUCUUCGGCAAGAUCAUCCGCAAGGAGAUCCCGGCCAAGAUCAUCUACGAGGACGACCAGUGUCUUGCUUUCCAUGACAUUUCCCCUAAAGCACCAAUACAUUUUCUGGUGAUACCCAAGAAGCCAAUAACCCAGAUUUCUGCAGCAGAAGAUGAAGACGAAAAGCUUCUUGGACAUUUAAUGAUUGUUGGCAAGAAAUGUGCUGCUGACCUGGGUCUUAAUAGGGGUUACCGAAUGGUGGUGAAUGAAGGCUCAGAUGGGGGACAGACUGUCUAUCAUAUUCACCUGCAUGUUCUUGGAGGUCGGCAGAUGGAUUGGCCUCCUGGUUAAACUAGUUUUAGGAAUAGCUUUCCUUCUCUGGGCAAUGUGUAAGUUUGCAGGUUCCAAUAUGUUAAAUAGUAUACUUACUGUUGCUUAUCAGUGGAAUGAAAAAGUGAUGUUAAAAAUGUAAACAUAAUAAAAGACAUUGCUGCA
Molecule: messenger RNA, 564 nt
Organism: Suncus etruscus (white-toothed pygmy shrew)
Lineage: Eukaryota; Metazoa; Chordata; Mammalia; Eulipotyphla; Soricidae
Gene: HINT1
Product: histidine triad nucleotide binding protein 1
Exons: 3
Coding region: 40-420 (126 amino acids)
Biological process (GO): purine ribonucleotide catabolic process
Cellular component (GO): cytoplasm; nucleus
Molecular function (GO): hydrolase activity
Source: RefSeq, a predicted model, not a curated record